AUGGUUUCUGGCGUAACGCAGCAGCACCGGGGCGGCGGCGGCGGAGGCGGCGGAGGCAGCUCCAUCGCCGCCGUCGAUGGCAGCGGUGGAGGACCCAGCAUUCGCUUCGAGGGCAUCACCCUGGAGCUGUCGUCGUUCUCCGGCUGCCAGUUCGACUUCGGGAAGAGCGGGAACCUUGUCCUUAGCUUUAACGGUUACACCGGAACCGUGUCCCUCCAGAGCUCUUUGUCGUCUUCUGGGUCUUCCACGCCCAAGAUUCGGGGCGAGGGCGGAGCAGCGGCGGCGGCAGGUACCGCUCCUCCUGCUGUUUCCCCGGACGCUCAGGGCCCGUCCACGGCUGCGACGACGACUGGCAAGCCGAAGGGUAAGCGCGCGCGGAGGGCGAGGGGAGAGGAGAGCACCAACGCUUCCGGCGCCGCCGUCGCCGCCGCUAGUAGAAGUACCAAGACGAACGCCGCCCGGGCUAAGGACAAGACGAAGAGAGCUGCCGUCGUGGCUUCGACGAAGACGGCAAGGGCGAAGCGGCAGCAGCAGAGGAAGGAAGAAGACUCUUCGCCGAACAAGGAGAACCGUCCGGCAACCAAAAGCUCCGGCGGCGGCGGCGGCGGGACUAUCGUUGAGGCCAUGGACGAAGGAGAAGAAGACGGCGACGACGCGCAUGUACAGACCCACGUCAGCGAUGACGGAAGCAGCGCAUCCGGGGAGGAGGAGGAGGUGGAAGAGGAGGAGGAGGGAGGGGCGGCGUCCCCGUCUUCUUCCGCGGCCGCGGCGUGGAUCGCCAUCUCUUCCUCUGGCGCCGCCGCUGCCUCGCCGCCGGCUAGCCCGGGCCCGCUCAGCCGGUCAGCCAGGGCGCAGAUCGUGGCAGGCGUCGGCGUGGGGGCCAGGAGCGGGGACGGGGGCGUGGGUCCCAUGGGGAGGUGGGGCCACACGGCGACGAUGAUCUCGGAGUCGACCAUGAUGGUGCUCGGGGGCCAGGCGGACGAUGAUGCCCACCAGGCUACGCUCGGCGACCUCUACAAGUUUGACUUCGCGACCGAGUCGUGGAGCCGGCCCGUGAACUGCGACAGCAUCCCCCGCGCGUGGCACUCUGCGUCGUUCAUCAAGGACAAGAACCUGCUCGUCAUCUUUGGCGGGGAGAGGACGGUGGACGGCUGCCCCGAGUGCCUGGACGAUAUCAUGGUGCUUGAUACCGAUAUCGACCUCCUGUACCCCCCGGCGAUCUCCGGCAAGUCUCCCACCGCACGGUCGGGACACUCGGCGGCCAUCAUCGGCACCGACCUCGUCGUUUUCGGAGGUGUUCGCGGAAGGAAGUGGCAGAACAACGUGGCCGUCCUCGACACGGAGCGAUGGCACUGGCGCCACCCGACCAUCGACGGCUCCAACCCGGCACCCCGGUCGUACCACACCUCCACCGUGGUGGGGAACCUGAUGGUCGUGUUCGGCGGGAACAACCAGAACGAGAGCUUCGACAAGGUCCACGUCCUCGACACGAGCAAGUCACGGUGGGUGUGGUCGACGCCGGAGGUUGUGGGAGUAGCGCCACCCCCCCGCACCGGUCAUUCUGCGGUGCUCCUGCCGGACGGGCACACGAUCUUCAUCCACGGGGGAUGGGACCCGGAAGACGAAGGAGGGGUGAAAAACUUCGGGGACGCGUACCUGCUAGACACCAAUCUCUGGGAGUGGACCCGCGGCCCGGAAUUCCUGCUGGGUGCCGCCGAGGCCGGGCUCAGGGUGGGACACACGGCCGUCCUUGCCCGCUGCAACAGCAACAGCGGAGGAGGGUGCGACGCAACAGCAGCAGCAAC
Molecule: messenger RNA, 1805 nt
Organism: Ectocarpus siliculosus
Lineage: Eukaryota; Phaeophyceae; Ectocarpales; Ectocarpaceae
Source: the annotation of a GenBank genome assembly